This is a messenger RNA of Fusarium pseudograminearum CS3096, 813 nucleotides long. RefSeq lists its product as uncharacterized. NCBI's taxonomy places the organism in Eukaryota, Fungi, Ascomycota, Sordariomycetes, Hypocreales, Nectriaceae. The record is from RefSeq and is a predicted model, not a curated record. The transcript has a single exon. Bases 1 to 813 code for a protein of 270 amino acids.
AUGGGUAACUCAGGAUCUAAAUUCAACACCUCUCAGCUCUCAGCUGAAGAGCUUCAAGACAUCCCAAACGUCAUCCGCAUGGCCUACCAAAAUUCAUGGAAGAAAUACGCCUGCUUCACAAGCAUGAACAUCAGUCUUGGCCCACCUGACGCUGAGCCCAUGUAUACCAUCAGCUUCACCAAGGGCUUAUACGGUGAUAUCGUCCUUCACAAGGGUCCUACCCCCGAGUCACCAGCCAUUGCAACAUCAUCAAGAAUCAAGCAAUACCACGAUGACUACCUCAUCACGUUGCCUACAGGAAAGGGCAUCCACGAAGAAACUCUGCGUCGACCUAAGGGUCUCAAGGGCCGUUUCUGGUUCGGAUGCCUCGUUGGUAACGGUUCAGAUCAGCGUGUUGAGCGCUUCGAAUGGCGCCGUUCGCGCGGUGCCGAAGUCAAGAGUGUCGGGCAGUCCAAAUGGGGUGGCUACAAGCUCGUCCGUCUCGGCAGCACCAACACCAAAGAAGAAUACUCGUCCAGCGAAGAGGACUUCCCCGAGGGCAGCAGCGCCAGCGGCGAAGGUUACACCAGCGAUGGCAAGGAGGUUGUGGGAGUUUGGGGAAAUGCCAAUUGCUGGAAGACCAUGUCUGGUGUUGGAGAGUUCCAGUUUCGAGGAAGCGGUGCCACAGGCGAGUUGGGUAACAUGUGGGCUUUGAUGGCUGUCAUGAGCUGCAUGUCUAUCUGGCAAAAGGUCCAGAGGGAUAACGCUACUGCUGGUGCCUCGGCCUCUUCAGCUUCUUCCAGUUCCGCUGCCGCCGCUGCAGCUGUAGCAUAA